Protopolystoma xenopodis is the source of this 450-nucleotide messenger RNA. NCBI's taxonomy places the organism in Eukaryota, Metazoa, Platyhelminthes, Monogenea, Polystomatidea, Polystomatidae. The record is from the annotation of a GenBank genome assembly.
AUGCACUAUUCUGUUCAGACGCUGAUCGAGUUCUUCGAGCCUCUUGACUACGAACCAUGCGGUGACGCCACAGAUGAUCUCCUCUCCCUCGAUUACAUGAACCGAAACUUGCUGUCUGGUUCACAAGAGCCCUCCCUAGCCGGAACAUUGGCUGAUCCAAUACCCUCGACACCAACUAUGGAACCUUGCCCUUCACUUCCACUAUCUCUUACUCCUCCGCCGCCGCCACGUCUGCUACCUUCCUCCCGGGCACCUGAGGUCGCCGGAUUAAGAUUUUCAGCUCCAGCUUCUCCCACUGCUCAAUCACUAGCCCUCAUUGAAGCUGUGAGAAACUUCUCCCAACCUGUCCAAAGCCCACUCUCAGGAUCAGUUACUCCAACUCCCAAGUUGGCGUCUUCAAGGUCAAGCAAAAUUGACGAAAAUCCGGUACAGGAGCCAAUUUUCGCAUAA